Messenger RNA from Cornus florida, 2375 nucleotides. Its product is annotated as subtilisin-like protease SBT4.14. The transcript is spliced from 12 exons. The record is from RefSeq and is a predicted model, not a curated record. Lineage: Eukaryota; Viridiplantae; Streptophyta; Magnoliopsida; Cornales; Cornaceae. Bases 96 to 2354 code for a protein of 752 amino acids. Gene Ontology annotation, biological process: proteolysis. Gene Ontology annotation, molecular function: serine-type endopeptidase activity.
CUUUUUGAUUAUCUAUAUAAGUUUUUCCAUUAGCCAUUAGGUGUCUCACUUCUCAUUCACCAUAUUCAAUCUCCAGGGGAAGAAGACUACCUGCAAUGAUGUCCAGAGGUGGAUAUAUUCGCUACUUUCCUAUCUUUUCUACUCUUCUUGCUAUUACCUUGACUGCAGGUCUUGUAGCUGUAAAUGGAGAUGUGGAAAAGGAUUUUUACAUAAUUUUCUUGAGAGAUCAACCCAUCUUUUCGAGAGAACUGUCAGUUGACGAAGAAUCUUUGUUUAAGUUACAUAUUGAUGUCCUUUCAACCUUGAAGGGAAGCGAUGUUGAUGCUAAGGAGUCCCAUGUUUAUAGCUAUACAAAAAUCUUCAAUGCGUUUGCUGCAAAACUAUCUCGAGAUGAAGUCAAAAAGUUAUCCCGCAUGGAUGAGGUGCAUGCUGUUUUCAAAAAUCAAUAUCAAAAGUUACUUACAACUCGAUCAUGGGACUUCCUUGGUUUUCCUCAAACCAUACGAAGAAAUUUGAAAAUGGAGAGGGACAUUAUUAUUGGUGUACUAGAUUCAGGUAUCACUCCAAAUUCAGAAAGCUUUAAGGACGAUGGAUUGGGUCCUCCACCAGUGAGAUGGAAAGGAAGUUGUGGCCCCUUUGUUAAUUUUUCAGGAUGCAACAACAAGCUUAUAGGAGCCAAAUACUUCAAGUUAGACCAAGAACAACUCCCAGCUGGGGAAAUAUUGUCACCGGUAGAUGUGGAAGGGCACGGGACUCAUGUAUCAUCAACAGCUGCUGGAAGUGUUGUAGCAAAUGCAAGCGUAUAUGGACUUGGUAGAGGGACUGCACGCGGAGCAGUGCCGUCGGCGAGAUUGGCUAUGUACAAGGUGUGCUGGGGUGGAUGUGCAGAUAUGGACCUUCUUGCUGCCUUCGAAGCCGCUAUCAGUGAUGGUGUUGAUAUAAUAUCCCUGUCUAUUGGUUCUCCAUCAAAAGAUAUCUUGACCGCUAUAGGAGUGGCUUCAUUUUUGGCCAUGAGAGCUGGUGUCAUCACUGUUGCUUCUGCUGGAAAUGAUGGACCAACUCCCGGUACCGUCGAAAACCAUGCACCCUGGAUUUUGACAGUGGCAGCUACUGGUAUUGAUCGCCAAUUCAGGAGCAAAGUUGUGUUAGGCAAUGGCAAAACCACUUCAGGAAAGGAAAUAAACACAUUCAACCCAAAGCGAAAAUUUUACCCACUUGUUAGCGGGGCAGAUGCAGCCAAAGCAUAUGCGAGUAAGGAAAAUGCAAGUCAUUGUAUUGAGAACUCAAUAGACCCUGUCAAGGUGAAAGGAAAACUUGUCUUGUGCAAUUUAGUGGAACUUAAUACUGAUUCUUAUAUCAAAAGCAUUGGAGGGAUUGGCACUAUCUUCAAUGCUGAUGACUUAGAUAUCGCUGAACCAAUUUACAUGGCACCAGCAACCGCAGUGAAUUCCACCGAAGUUGAACCCAUUAAUGACUAUAUACACUCUCAAAGAUCUCCAUCUGCAGUGAUACAUAAGUCACAAGAAGUUAAAAUCCCAGCUCCAUUUAUGUAUUUUGCCUCAUCUCGGGGUCCAAGUCCAGGAUCAGAAUACAUUCUCAAGCCUGAUAUUGCAGCUCCGGGUGUUGGUAUCUUGGCAGCAUACACCCCUCUGGCGACACUUACCGGGCGUAAAGGUGACACCCAACAUUCGAAAUUCUCAUUCAUGACUGGAACUUCUAUGGCAUUUCCACACAUUAGUAGUGUAGCUGGCUAUGUAAAGUCAUUCCACCCGGAUUGGCCCCCGACUGUAAUAAAAUCCGCUAUAAUGACAACUGGUAGGACCAACCUAUCUUCUCGUGUGGAUAGUGAUGCUGAAUUCGCCUACGGUGCCUGUCAAAUGAACCCAACUAAAGCAGUGAACCCCGGCCUAGUCUACAACAUUGGUAAUGAAGAUGAUUACAUUCCAUUUCUAUGCCGAGAGGGCUACAGUGGAUCCAUUCUUGCCUUAUUAUUCAGUUAUAAUGUGAAUUGCUCGGAUUAUCCUCCUCCAACAAGUCAUGAUGCUCUUAACUAUCCCACUAUGCAACUUCACUUGAAAAACACUCAACGCCCAACCACAGUCGUUUUCCAAAGGACGGUCACUAAUGUUGGUCCUUCUCCAUCCAUUUACAAUGCCACCAUUACAGCACCCAAAGGAGUGGAGAUCACUGUCAAGCCCAUGAGUCUCUCCUUCUCUACUGCCUUCCAGGAGCGGAACUUCAGGGUCGUGGUGAAAGCGCAACCCAUGUCUAAGGGUGUAAAAAUUAUAUCAUCUUCGCUCUCAUGGAGAAGCUCUAGACAUGUUUUCAGGAGUCCAAUUGUUAUUUAUCAAUGAGAAGAUCGACUUACCCUGCAA